CGUGUCUCACGUCACAAUCUCAAAAGCAUGCGUUGGCGACCUCCCACCCAUGUCGAAGAUCCUAGGAGUGAGACUCGUGGACGUCUCCCGAAUUUCAAAUUGUUUGCAGUUCUCCUGCCAUCCCUCCGUCGAAAUGCCCCCGCUCAUCAAACGGAGUCGGAAGUCAAACUGGCUUCAGGCGACGCCCUGAUGCACCUGCCCUUUGCCAACCGCUGUGCUAGCUGCACGAGCCCUGGAUGAGAUAUAUAUACGACGGCAUCGCCAACAUGCCGACCUCACUUUCGUCACUUCCUCCUAUUCCUCUUCACUUGUCCGAUCCGUCCCUGCGUAUGCUCAAGCCACAUGCCUCGCCGAAAGAAGUUUACCACUGUCAACCUGAGUUCCGGGGGUUCAUACUCCGGCCAUACUACUGAUGACGUCUGUACACUUGACGUCCUCGCCCGGAAAUAUGAGGAGGCCUUGUUGGAAACCCGUCCCACGACGCUGUAUGCACCGAAUACUAUCUACCACGUUGACCGCAUUCAGCGCCUCUUCGAGGAAUACUGUGACAAGUUCCAGCUUGAUCCACAAGAGACCCUGCGCGAGUGUGCCACGGCUCGGAUGGAGAACUUCCUACAUUGGUUGCUCCGGACGUACACGAUCAAGAAAACCAGUACACUGACGACCUACUGGCGGCAAUUGAGUCAGCUGUACAUUAUGUGGACACAGCGUCGAAUGGACCCGGCUGUCAUGAGGCAAAUCUUCGUGGUACGUAACACAGGGAAUACUGUAUACCGCCAGACCGCUGAAGCUACAGUUCAUUGAAGGGCCAUUGACGGAAGAAUAUGGCCUGGACAAUGAGGAGAUCGAGAAGCCUCUCAUGGAGGCGGACGAUUUCGUCGAGCUCAUCCGUUACCACUGGGCCUCGGAUAUCAACUGGUUUCCCAAUGAACGGCAACGACUCCAGUUGGCGGCGAUUCUGUUGCUGGCAGC
Molecule: messenger RNA, 972 nt
Organism: Exophiala oligosperma
Lineage: Eukaryota; Fungi; Ascomycota; Eurotiomycetes; Chaetothyriales; Herpotrichiellaceae
Exons: 2
Coding region: 343-804 (153 amino acids)
Source: RefSeq, a predicted model, not a curated record